UCUUAAUUGGGGAAUUUGGUGGAGGGGUUUAAGGAUUUCUUGUUAGGUUAUUUAUGAGUUGGAUGUGAACCGGGGUUUUGGUUGAAUCCAGUUAGUUGGGUUAUUCUUGUUUCCAUGUUAAUUAUUAGGUUUGCGGAAUUGUAAUGGAUUUUGGUGCCUAAUUCUAAACUGAAAUGUUUUUUUUUUUUUCUUUUUUCUUUUUAGUCUCAAAUGUAUUGUUUUGACUUGAGCUAUCUGGGUUUGGAACGUUUUUUUUCUGGUGAAUUUUACUGAAACAAAAACAUUGGGAUAAUAGAGUUAUGAUGAUUUUUGUUAUAGCCACUAAGCUUGGCUGAUUUUUCCUUCAAAGUGGUGGGAUACUAUUUGAAAAGAAGCUGUUGAGUUACUAACUUUCAGAAAUGUUCUGUAUCUUGGACUCUUUUUUUCUUUCCACUUAUAAUGAUGAGUAUGAGUACUUCUUGGGGUUACUGCAUUUAUGCAUUCAUCUAGUUCCCCCAUGCAACUGUCUUCCAUGCUUAGUUAUUGAACAGAAAUCUCUGAUUCCACCUAAUUUAUUGUUGGAUUAUGGCAAUCCAGGUGUUGUUAGCCUUUGAUUGUGGUUACAUCCGAGUUAUGUUCAAUUAGAAUUAUUAUGCAAACAGUCGUUUCCAAUGCUUCAAAUCACAGAACUUUGAUCAUUCAAGACCAAAGUCUUGGAAUCUGUAGAUUGCCUAUGUUCAGGAAUCUCCCAGGUUUUUGAGCUAUUUGUGAUUCCCAGGAUUUACACUCUUACAAGUUGAUGUCUUAUUCCAUUCUCAGGAUUCCUGCAUUUUCCCUUCCAUCAGUGACUUCUCUCCAAUGAAGCCUGACAAGACUGCAUUCCCGGUACAAGUUUUCCCUGGAAACCACUCUCCACCUGCUGUCAAUAAAUCUCCUCCAAAUGGGAACAAGAAUUGCCUGAACAGGUAUGGUGUAAUUCAAAAGCUUUAUCUCUGCAAAUUGUUGCAUAUCAGGAUAAGUUAUAUAUGUCGAUUUUGAAAUUUGAGUCUUGAUUAGGUACCAAUGCAAUCCACGGUCAGAUGCAGAAUCAUCCGGGCUGGAUGUAGAUGCUGAAGAGGCUGUCAUUAUUGCAAAGGAUUCUGGGACAUUAGGCAAGAGCAGUUAUUCAACAGCUUGUCCUAAGAAGGCAUUAGGAACUAAAUCGUGGAGGCACACAGAAGCAAGCAAUCCUCUAAGCGACACUGAUGAUUACUUAUCGGCAACAGUAAACAUGGAGGAUAGAGCUUUCGACUCUUCUGUAGAUUUGGGUCCUGAAAAACGUAAUGACAACUUUCACUCACAGACUGACUUGGUUGAUCCAAACGAAUCUGUUCAAAAACCUGAGCGCAGGGAUGACACUUCAAAAGAAGUGUUCGAAAUUGAACCUCCUCUGAUCUUAGAGAAGGCUGAGGAAAAAGACAAAGGAAACUCACAGUCUCGUCUUGACAAUGAUUUUCCUGAAGCUCAUGGUUUGGAAGGUCAACACAGAAGGGCAGUCAUGGCCGAGAUUGCACAGUCCGGUCAUAUGUUUGAAGUGGGUGUCACGUCCCAGUUAGACUGUAUGCAAUGGGCUCAAGAUUCUGGAGCUUCUUUGAAUCCAGUAAAAUACACUGCAUCAAGUGGGAAACCCACUCAUUACCAAUCUCAUAAGGUUGGUCUUCACCAGCACGGCAUCAGUAGACGCCUGCAGUUUGAAGAUGCUCAUAGCAAAAAGUUGUCAGACAUUGGUGUUGAAAUUUCUUCUGGAAGUUUAAGUUAUCGUACGUUGCCUGCUAGUACGGCUGGUGCGGAAGUCCGAGAAUCAUCUACACUCCACAAAACAGUCAGUGCGAGUAAUAUCUUUUCUCCCCCAAAAAAUGGGAAUCACAACACCAUUGUUCCCAAGCCAUCUGGCAUUGGCCUGCACUUGAACAGUAUCAUCGCAAAACAAAAGGAUUCUGCUUCAAAGUUCAGCAGGAAAUCAGAGGUUGAUAGUUUUGAUGGACUAGGAAAGAAGUCUAUAUCUGUAACUAGCAGUCACUUGUAUAAGAAUUACUCAAUUUCUUCAGAUGUGGGGGGAGGUUCAUCUUUCACUAACAAUAGGAAUGUAUGUGAUACUCCUGCUCCAAUUGAUGGAAAUCCUGCUAAGUCCUCUUACAACAUCAAACCUUUCUUUGAACCUGUCAUUUUGAAGCCAAAAAUACAGCUUCAAACAAAUUCUUUGGACAAAGGCCAGCAUGAUUCUGAAACCUUUAACGAUCUUGGUAAUAGCGUUCAGUCAAGCCCUAAAAAGAAAAGGAAAAAAACAAUGAAUGCUGAUGACAAUGGUUUCAAACGUUGCAACUGCAAGAAAACAAAAUGCUUGAAGCUAUACUGUGAUUGCUUUGCUGCAAACAACUUCUGUGAUGAAUCUUGUGCUUGCCAAGACUGCUUCAACAAAUCUGAAUAUGAAGAUACUGUUGCUCUUACAAAAAAACAAAUUACAGAUCGUAAUCCAUCUGCAUUUCAGUCGAAAAUCGUAAAGCAUAGUAGUGAAUCCAGUGGUUGCACGGAUAAUGGAGAUUCCACACCUUCCUCAGCAAGACACAAGAGAGGAUGCAAUUGCAAGAAAUCAAAGUGUUUGAAGAAGUACUGUGAAUGCUAUCAGGCAAAUGUUGGGUGUUCUGAUGGAUGUCGAUGUGAAGGAUGUGACAAUAUCUAUGGCCGAAAGGAAGACUAUGGUAUCAUCAAGGAUCAGAUUAACAGACAAGUUAACAGUGAAAGUUUGGAUAGCUCGUUCGAAAUAAUGCUAUCAAAAGAUGGUUCUACGCACAAUGACUUAUACAGCCCUCAGAAUUUGACUCCCCUAACUCCUCAAUUCCAGUCUUCAGUAAAUGGAAAAGGUGGUUGGUUUUCUUCUGGACGAUACCUCCUGUCACCAGAUUCUGGUCUCAGCUUGUUAACGCCUUUCGGAGUGUCUCCAGUUGCUGCCGGCGACCCUGAUAGCCGUGACUUGAUCCCUGAAACCAAUUCAGAGAUUAUGGAUUUAGCUCCUUUCCCGCAGGACUUUAGCAGUGGUUACCGGUAUUCAGCCAAUCAAUUCUCUCAAUGUGAUGGACCUAGCAGUAUGAAUCAUUCUAGUCCUGCUGCCUUCCCUAAUCCACAAGAUUGGGUGGCAAGUGCCCCGAGGGCUCAAAUCGUUACUGGAAAUCGCCAUGUUUCUACUGAGAGUUCCCUUCGCUGGCGUAGGUCACCAAUUACACCAUCAAUUCAUAUAGGGGCAAGUAAACUUCAUCAAGCUGCUGAAUUUGAGGAACGACCAUACAGUAUCGUAGAUGAUGACACACCUGAAAUACUAAAGGAGAAUCCUGAGCCUACGGGUGCUGUAAAAGUUAGCUCGCCAAAUAAGAAGAGAGUUUCUCCUCCUCAUGGAGGACUGACUCAGCUCACUUCUUGCUCAUCAGAAGGCGUGAGAACUUGCCGUAGGUUUGUAUUAAAAGGUAUCCCGACAAUGCCGCCAAGAACCCCACAUAUUCAGUCCCAAGUUGAUCCUGCUCAGAACACUGAUAAUGCCCAGAGUUCCAGUAGCAGCAAAUAAACAACUAAACUUAUAGGUUUAAUCUAAUUGCCGUAGUGGUUCGAACUAGGAACAAGGUCUGCAACUGCAAUCAUGCCACAAGCUUUAUCAAAAAUAAAGAUGGAAGUAAUACCCUCACGUUUACUGCUUACAUCUCCUCUAACCCUUUUCCUUUUCCUCUUUAAUUACCUUUUUCCUUACAAUUUUGAUAAUUUGAGAACAAAACUAGCAUUCCAAUUUAAUUUACAGCAUUGGUUGGCAGAAUAUUUAUUAACUUGGAUGUUUUUCCAUUCCUUUAUAGUGUUGGAAUUUUUCGUUUUGAAGAAAUAAGAUUAAUAAAUUGCAGUGAGCUUUUCCUUCAAGUGUCUGUCUGUUUUUCGCAUACUCCAGUCCAAUUUGUAAAAGGUGUAAAAUGCUUGCAAGACUUCGAGAAAUAUUGGGAAUUUGGAAUACAGUUUUUCACAUGUAC
This is a messenger RNA of Oldenlandia corymbosa var. corymbosa, 4022 nucleotides long. The record is from the annotation of a GenBank genome assembly. Lineage: Eukaryota; Viridiplantae; Streptophyta; Magnoliopsida; Gentianales; Rubiaceae.